Trichechus manatus latirostris (Florida manatee) is the source of this 2204-nucleotide messenger RNA. RefSeq names its product ETS proto-oncogene 2, transcription factor (gene ETS2). NCBI's taxonomy places the organism in Eukaryota, Metazoa, Chordata, Mammalia, Sirenia, Trichechidae. The transcript has 10 exons. The record is from RefSeq and is a predicted model, not a curated record. Gene Ontology annotation, cellular component: nucleus. Bases 65 to 1477 code for a protein of 470 amino acids. Gene Ontology annotation, biological process: cell differentiation; regulation of transcription by RNA polymerase II. Gene Ontology annotation, molecular function: sequence-specific DNA binding; DNA-binding transcription factor activity, RNA polymerase II-specific.
CUCGCCUUCGCCGGGAGCUCCCCGAUCGACCGUCGCCUCCGUCCGCGCUGGCCUGCCGGCAGGGAUGAAUGAUUUUGGAAUCAAGAGCAUGGAUCAGGUGGCCCCUGUGUCUAAUAGUUACAGAGGGACACUCAAGCGCCAGCCAGCCUUCGACACUUUUGAUGGGUCCCUGUUUGCUGCUUUCCCCUCGCUAAGUGAAGAGCAAACACUCCAAGAAGUACCAACAGGCUUGGAUUCCAUUUCUCAUGAGUCCACCAACUGUGAAUUGCCUCUGUUAACACCAUGCAGCAAGGCUGUGAUGAGCCAGGCCUUAAAAGCUACCUUCAGUGGCUUCAAGAAGGAGCAGCGCCGUCUCGGCAUCCCAAAGAAUCCUUGGCUGUGGACUGAGCAGCAAGUAUGCCAGUGGCUUCUCUGGGCUACUAACGAGUUCAGUCUGGUGAACGUGAACUUCCAGAGGUUUGGCAUGACCGGCCAGGUCUUGUGCAACCUUGGCAAGGAGUGCUUUCUGGAACUGGCACCUGACUUUGUGGGCGAUAUUCUCUGGGAACAUCUGGAGCAGAUGAUCAGAGAAAACCAAGAAAAGGCAGAAGAACAAUAUGAAGAAAAUUCACACCUCAACUCAGUUCCUCAUUGGAUUAAUAGCAAUUCAGUAGGUUUUGCUAUGGAUCAGGCACCCUAUGGAAUGCAGACACAGAACUACUCCAAAGGCAGCCUCCUGGACACCCUAUGUCAGCCUUCUCCUGCGCCCAGUGCCCUUAGUUCAGAGCAGGAGCUCCAGCUGUACCCCAAGUCACGGCUCAACACCAUUGGUGUCAACUACUGUCCCGUCAGCCAGGACUUCCAGGGAAGCAACUUGAAUUUGCUUCCUAACAAUUCCGGUAAGCCCAGAGACCCGGACUCCACCGAGAGCGGCGCGGACAGCUUCGAGAGCUCAGACUCGCUGCUACAGUCCUGGAAUAGCCAGUCAUCCUUGCUUGAUGUACAGCGGGUACCUUCCUUUGAGAGCUUCGAGGACGACUGCAGCCAGCCCCUCGGCGUCAACAAGCCAACCAUGUCGUUCAAGGACUACAUCCAGGAAAGAAGUGACCCUGUGGAGCAGGGCAAACCAGUUAUACCUGCGGCAGUGCUGGCCGGCUUCACAGGAAGUGGACCUAUUCAGCUGUGGCAGUUUCUGUUGGAAUUACUCUCGGACAAGUCUUGCCAGUCGUUCAUUAGCUGGACGGGGGAUGGAUGGGAGUUUAAGCUUGCCGACCCCGACGAGGUGGCCCGCCGGUGGGGAAAGAGGAAAAACAAGCCAAAGAUGAACUACGAAAAGCUGAGCCGCGGCCUGCGCUACUAUUACGACAAGAACAUCAUCCACAAGACAUCGGGGAAGCGCUACGUGUACCGCUUUGUGUGCGACCUGCAGAACUUGCUUGGCUUCACGCCUGAAGAGCUCCACGCCAUCCUGGGCGUCCAGCCCGACACGGAGGACUGAGGCCCGGCGGGACUGCCUGAGCCGGCCCCGGCCCCGGCCCCAUGUGACUGUGAUGGGAAGCCCAUCCUGACCGCCGCUCCAGGGACCUUGAGCAGAAGGGAUUUCAUAUGUCCAGGGACAUCACCGAGAAGCAGUGGUCUCAUUGCCUCCGAAACCGCGCUUCUCCGACUCAGCAUUGCGAAGGCAGCACAGCUCCUUGCUUCCAAGGUCUGCUGGCAGGAAAAUGCUAUUUAUGAUGCUACCAAAUUAAGGCAGUCGUGAAGGAAGCCCUGGGAAGCCAUGCGGGCUCAAAGCAGGCCUUGUGUGUGACCCCGGAUCGUGCAGCUAUUUUAUGAUUUGCAAAGGGAAGGCGUGUGUACGUGCACGUGUACACGGAUUUGUUUGCUUUUGCCUUUGGCAACCAGAAAUAGGAAAUGCAAAAGCAUUCUCUUUGUUUGAGAGGGGGAGGAGGGUGGGAAGGAAAGAAUCACGCCAUUUCAGAAGUUAGUGUGUAGAUAUUAUUGUAAUCUUAAUAAUUGUUAUCAGAAUCCUGUACCAGUCCUAUUUAACAGAAAUUAUAUAUUGUAAUUUAAAAUAAUUAUGUAACUGUAUUUGAAAGAAGAAUGCAGACAUCUGAUGUUUAUUCCAUUUUUUUCAAUAGCACAGACAGCAUUUUACAAAGGGUUGCUUCUGCCAGGGGCUGAUUAAAAUUGUAAAAUGUGCACUAUUGACAUUUAAUAUACCUAUA